AUGCUUAUAACUGCACUCCUCUGUAUUUUCGUUGGCCUUGUAAGUUCUCAAUCAUGGAAUAAAAAUCAUUGUGGCAGACGUCCACUGGUGUCUCUUAGUGAUGAUGAUAAAAUUGUUGGUGGUACAGAAUCGGAUCGUGGUGAUUGGCCAUGGUCGUGUUCUAUGCGUAAACCAACGAGUCACAUUUGUGGUGGCUCACUUAUUAAUGGUCAAUGGAUUGUAACUGCAGCCCAUUGUGUAAGCACUGGCAGUCUUGCAAGUUCAUACAAAUGGCAUUGUGGUCUCCAUGAACGAAACAAACAUGUAAGAAGAAAAUAA
Messenger RNA from Rotaria sp. Silwood2, 318 nucleotides. The record is from the annotation of a GenBank genome assembly. Lineage: Eukaryota; Metazoa; Rotifera; Eurotatoria; Philodinida; Philodinidae.